GUUUCCAGUAUAAAAACGCGACGAACCGUUAGAAGGGUUCCACACACCUUGUUUUCUCUGUUCAGCGCUCUUAGCAGGAACUAACAGCUCCAUCACCAUGAACGCCCUUCUCGCAGUUCUCGGACUCGUCUCCGUCGCCUCGGCCGGUUUCGUCGGCGGCUACGGCGGCUACGGUGCUGGCCUCGGCUACGGCCACGGCUACGGCCACGGCGUGGCCGUUGCCGCUCCGGCCGUCACCAAGGGAGCCUCCUUCUCCUACGGCCACAGCGCUGGUGGAGCUGCCAUCCUCGUCGGCGGACAUGGUCACGGUGGCUACGGAGGCUACGGCGGCUACGGAGGCUACGGAGGCUACGGAGGCUACGGAGUCGCCGUCGCUGCUCCAGUUGCCGUCGCCCGCCCCGUGGUUGUCGCCCGCCCCGUAGCGGUCGCCCGUCCAGUGGUUGUCGCCCGUCCCGUGGCCGUUGCUGCUCCAGUGGCCGUCGCUGCCCCAGUGGCCGUCGCCGUCGGUGGAUACGGUCUUGGCCACGGACUCGGCUACGGCGGACUCGGCUACGGCGGAUACGGCUUCGGCGGCUACGGCUACGGACACAAGGGCUGAGCACGGACAGGAGAGUUCGCUGGAUGCCCUCACCUCAUCGGCACGUCAACGCGCUGGACUUACGCUAGUUGACUCGGCCAUAGAAAAUUUUUAAAUUAUACCUGUAUACACUUAGGAGGACUACGUCAAGCUCUUGUCAUUCGACGCCAAAUGAAAAAAAAAGAGAACGCAUAUACGUAGCAUGCGGGAUGCCUUGGGAAAUAAGUGUUGAUCUGGUUUCAUAUUACACUCCGGGGCAGCUAAAUCUGUACAAUAUAUUGCCAAAAGAAUUGUUUUUUUUUCUUGCUUCGUGGGCAAGGCUGCUUGAAGGGUCUGUUCAAUAAAAAAGUGCAUCAUGAAGUGCCAUA
Molecule: messenger RNA, 945 nt
Organism: Dermacentor andersoni
Lineage: Eukaryota; Metazoa; Arthropoda; Arachnida; Ixodida; Ixodidae
Source: RefSeq, a predicted model, not a curated record